Molecule: messenger RNA, 2337 nt
Organism: Drosophila bipectinata
Lineage: Eukaryota; Metazoa; Arthropoda; Insecta; Diptera; Drosophilidae
Source: RefSeq, a predicted model, not a curated record
GUCGAACCGAACCGGCGAGCGUCGGCCAAGAAACUGAAACUGAAACGCUCAGUCGGCGCCUUCAACGGCAGAGCGCCAGCAGCGGCAGCGCAGCAGAAGCGGAGCAGAGCUAUGGAGGCGACAGCGACGCAGCGUCUGUUGGCACGCAGGCGCCGCGAAGGCAUCGCCCAAAGGAGCGUGCAGCAGCACCACCAGCAAGGGGUGGAGCGGUACAUGGGGGAUAAGAGCUACCGCACCCCUGGCGCCCUGAACCGGGGCCGGGGGACCGCUUCAGUCGCCAACACUGCCUCCACCUUUGUCGCCGUAGUGCGGCCCAGCAACACCUCCACCCGGAUCGGUGCCACACGCACCACCCAACGCAGCGCACACUCCGGCCGAAUGACGGUUGCAAAGCCGCCACGUCAGAUGCUCAACCCAAAGUCCUUGGCAAACUCCAAUCCCUACGAGAACAACAUCCCCAUCCGCGGGGAGCGACCUCUAGCCCAGCGGAGUAAGUUAGCCGACAACAAGACCCGCAACCGGCCUCUCGCCGAGCAAUUUCGUACAUCCUUUGGCCGCCAAGCUACCACCACGUUCACCCGCACCCGGACCACUGCCCCCCAUCCUACCGGCACCAAGACGCGCUGCAAUUUGAAGGCCAUCAAGCCCAAGGUCGACUGCCACUUGUGCCCUCCUUCAAAGAGUCACUGUCACGUCCAUAGACACGGCUACGCCCACUCCUCUAUGCCCAGCCCCCAAACCCUGCCAGGAGGUGGCCAGAACAAGACCCUGGCGGAGGCGCACGAGCAACUGGAGCUGAUGCUGACGCGGAUCGAGCGGGCGAACGAGUACCUGCCGCAGAUGCCGCUGUCAGGACUGCAUGCCGGCUGCUCACCCGCCGGCUCUACCCGUCAUGGGGCCCGCCGCUUGGGCCCUGGCCAGGGCCAGGGUGCGGCCAGGGUGGCAAAGGGACAGCGGCGGCAGUGGGCGCCAACACCACCGGCUCCAGCCGGGUCGCCGAUGGCUAGCGCAAGAGGAACCUAUUCCCAAGCGCAGAUGAAGAUCCGCAGCAGAGUAGUUCGGGAAUUGGGAGGCGGCUCAUCCGGUGACGGAUCCGGAACGCAGGACAAGGUCGAGAAGCCGACCGGCAUCGUACCGCUCACCUGCAAUCCGCAGCAUCUGCCGCCGGCGAAGCGGGAAGCGCUGAUAAAGCUGUUGCAGGGGGCAGACCAGCACGACAAGGGCAUCGUGGACAUUGUGCGGGGAGUGACGGGAGAUGCGCCACGGGACACCAUACUCAUGAUGCUCCAAAUGCUUCCCCUCAGCUUAAAGGACUCACCCUAUGCUGAAAAAUUCUGGGAAGGACACCGAUAUCUGAAGGAGUGCCAGGAGCUGCGCCCGAAGAUUCGAACCGAGGAGCGCUUCAAGGAUGGUAAGUUACCGCACAGCCCCGACGGACACAACUAUUUUUCGCGCAACCUGGAGGACGAGCUGAAAGACGAGAAGCUGGCGCUGGAAUACAUGGAGUUGGAGAUGCGCAGACGGCACCAACACUCAAUAGUGCCCCCGGCUAUAGAACCUGACGGUGAGAAUCCUCUGAACGAGCGGCAGGAGCAGGCAAUGCGGGAGCGGGCGGAGCUGGAGGAGCACAAGCAGAAGGUGACCCAGUGCCGAGAGCGACGACGACAGCGGGAGUUCAAGAAACAUAUGGUCGAGCUGAUCAAAGAGCAGACGGACAACGGUCAUGCCACAGAUGCCAACCUUAGGAUUCAAGCGGACGACGUGAAGCAGGAACGCAAACCGAUCCAACUUAAGGAUCCUCUUUCCGCCGUCGUCCCCUCCGAUCCUUGGGAGCAGCUCUGUUGGGAACGGAAUCGGUUCCAAGCCCAAUGCAAGGGCAGUUGCUUCUACAGUCAUUCGCGUAGCCCUGCGCCCUGGAAGGUAUAUGCCAAAGUGGCUGCGAGCCUCAGCACUCAUUUAAUGGAGAGCAUCGAUGUUGAUUUCAAUCGCAGCGUGGCCAGCUACAUCAAAGACUUUGUGGCAGGAGGAUUGACUAUAUAGAAGUAGAUUUAGUGAUAGAUCAUGCCCGAAUCUUUCCGGAUAGAGUGCACUCAAAUUUUAAACAGAUUUCUAAGAACAUAACGCAAGUAUUUUUAUGGUCUAUCCCUUUUCUAAACUUUUAUCAGAUAUUAGGAUAUGCGUUGCAUGUCGGUUCCUUCAAAAAAUUGAAAGUGUACAGAAAUUUUGAUACCUGAAAAAUUCGGUGGUUGCAUAGAAAAUACAAAUUAUUGUAAGUAGUAUUUAUAUGUUGUUUUGAGUCUAAAGCCUAAAAAACACACAGAUAAACAUAAAAUAGUA